AUGACGUCAAAUGAGUACAAGCAAGCUCUGUCGCUUAUCAAGCACUGUAUACUGGCCACAGAUCUGGCGCUAUUCUUCACAAAUAAGGCAGAGCUUAACAAAAUCGUCGAUUCUGGCAACUACGACUUUCGCGAUGAGCAUCACAGGCGGCUCACACAAGCGAUUCUGAUGACAGGCUGCGAUUUGAUUGCCUCGGCGAAACCAUGGUACAUCCAAACUGAAACCGUCAAGGUUAUCUUCGAGGAGUUUUACGAACAGGGAGACGCGGAACGUUUGAAUGGACGCGAACCGAUACCGAUGAUGGAUCGUAAUAAAGCUCAUGAGCUUCCACAAAUGCAGGUCGGAUUUAUGCGUGGAAUAUGUCUACCAUGCUAUGAACUGAUCGCAAAAGUGAUUCCUGAGGCAGCUUUCCUCAGAGAUCAGUGCGAGUACAACGCUAAGAAAUGGGAAGAACUAGCCGCUGAGCAAGCCGAACUGAACAAGCAAAAAACGGAAGGAGAGCAACCGGCUAUAGAGGAAGAGAAAAAAUAA
This is a messenger RNA of Cooperia oncophora, 531 nucleotides long. Lineage: Eukaryota; Metazoa; Nematoda; Chromadorea; Rhabditida; Trichostrongylidae. The record is from the annotation of a GenBank genome assembly.